Dreissena polymorpha is the source of this 5578-nucleotide messenger RNA. RefSeq lists its product as uncharacterized. The transcript has 26 exons. Bases 292 to 4575 code for a protein of 1427 amino acids. NCBI's taxonomy places the organism in Eukaryota, Metazoa, Mollusca, Bivalvia, Myida, Dreissenidae. Gene Ontology annotation, molecular function: calcium ion binding. The record is from RefSeq and is a predicted model, not a curated record.
UAAGGGCUUGUUAUUACCUUCAAGAACUCUCCACAGAAGGUACCAGAUGACUAUGUUGUUUUUAUUUUGGCCGCAACUGUUGUCACACUGAAAGUGAGCAUGCUGUUCGCCAAGACUGUUUGUGUUGAGGUAGUGGUGAACCUGGCUGACCACAGCAUUUGCACCUUUACCAUGUGACUGGCCUUCGUCUGCGAGGCAUGCGACAGUGCUACAUUACCAAAAACACCUGUCGAGUGUUAUUAUGACAACAACAAUACUAUUGUCACCAUAGGAACCGGUCAUGUGCCAAACAUGACGGAAUGUUUUGUAGAGAAGAGACAUGUUCUUCAGCUCUAUGUCUGCAUCAACAGCGUGUGGGAACUCAACGAAGACAAAAGUAUCGAUUUAACUGAUCAUGCUUUAACAAGGACGAAAAGAUGGGGUUUUCGAAUACGGAUUCGUUUAUCAAGGCUGAUAACUUUUGUUGGCAAUGCAAUUCCAAAUACUUUACAGUGUAUCGGGAACCUUCCGAAAUGUCUUUUUGGAGGGCGGCCUAGUGAUACAACGCCGCCAAGACUGGUAUGCCCCUUUGAUGAGCACGUCAUCGCGGACCCUAUAAUGCUAUAUGCUAGACUGUGGUGGUUGGAGCCUGUUGCCCAAGACGAUACGGAUGGCAUAAUUCAGCCCUAUCGAGUAGGUAACCCGCCAGGCAAAUCUUUCCCAAACGGCACUACAUGGAUACAGUACAUCGCGCAGGACAGGUCUAACAACAGGGCAUCUUGCCAGUUUCGCAUUAAUGUCGAAGUUAUAACCUGUUCGCAACCACCGAAGAUAGAAAAUGGCUUCUAUCUGUGUGCACCUAGCAUUUAUUACAUGCUUGGAACCACGUGUUCACACGGCUGUUACGAGGGAUUCGAAUUGGUUGGUGAACGAUAUAUAACAUGCCGAAAUACAUCAAACUGGUCUGCAUCGCCACCCAGAUGUCAACCCGUUACCUGUAAGACAUUGUCCGCCAUCAAUCAUGCGCGUUUAAAUUGCACCGACGGCGACAACUUCGGAAGUAUUUGCAGCUACACGUGUGACAAGGGGUACGAUAUGGCCCCUGCCUCCAGUAGAACCCUUGUCUGCAAUAGAUACGGCUUAUGGAGCGGACAAGGGAAACAAGAAUGUAUAGAUGUAGAACCACCCGUUCUCUUAACCUGUCCACGCACGUUUGUAGUCGGUACUGAACCAGCGGUAAACACGUCAACCGUAGCGUGGACGGAGCCUGCAGCGUUUGAUAACAGUCCUUCAUCAAUUAUAAUUCAACUUCAAUCUGCGAUUCAGUCUGGAAGCAAAUUAGUUGCUGGGAAGUACCGCAUAGAGUAUGGGAUACGGGAUCAAGCCGGUAACAAAGGCAUGCCAUGCGCGUUUGACGUCAUCGUCAAAGAUAUACAAUGUCACAGUCUUUACUCCACUCCGUACAUGAGAAUAGACUGUCCCUUUGGUUACCGAUCCGGGUUUUACUGCAAUAUUUCCUGUGACCCUGGCAAGGUUGUGAAGGGAAACGCGUUUGUGGUUUGUGACAAAAGUCCUAAAGGAUUGUACGGUUUCUGGAAUUGGCAAGACGGACAACAAGCAAUCUGCCAAAGUACGCAUAGUUGUCACCCUCUUAUACCUCCUACAAAUGGUGCCGUCGUGUGUGACAACUGGAUGGGAGGGGAAAUGUGUCAACUCCAGUGUCAAACUGGUAAACAAAUGGCCGACGAUAUGCUUGGAAAACUCCUGGUGUGCCAUUCACCAGGUGGUUGGUGGGCUCUGAAUGCGGUUCUACCACAACCACAUGUAUUCCAAGCUUGUACAAAUAUAACAAGUGCCCGCUUACUACAGAAACUGGAAGCCACGUACGAAUACAUGAUGUCUCAUUACAACGGCUCGUGUAACAACCCAGACACCCGACGACAAAUUGCUGAACACUUUAUUCUUAUUCUUAGGAAUACCACUGAAUACAAGUUAUGUGUCGACGCGGAAUGCAACGUAGAUAACGUCCAGAUAGUGUGUGGUCCUAAAGACAGACAAAAACGAGAUAUUCAGGCUUUUGAAAAAGGAACAUUGAAUAUUUCAGUUACUAUACCAGUUAACGAUUUUGAUGUUGCACAAUCUGUAAAGCAGGUAGUAUCAGAUAUUGUGCACAACAAAAUGGGGAGUAUCCAUGCGGAAAUGACGUUGCAUCUAGUGGCAUUUAAAAGUCUUGGGGUUUCCCUUCAAUGCCCCGAUGGGAAUGUAAGAGCUGGAAAUACUGCCGAUUGUGUUAUGUGCCCAGAAGGCACCUUCUAUAGCGCAGAAAACACCUGCAAUAACUGCCCGAAAGGAUCAUUUCAAGAUCAGAAAGGACAAUCGGCAUGCACCCGUUGUCCUUUUGGUGCAACGACACGUUAUGUUGGUUCUUCUUCUAGCCAUGAUUGUGAAGACGCGUGUCCACCAGGCAGUUAUUCUUCUGAUGGGCUGCAACCAUGUACACCGUGUGAGAUUGGCUCAUUUCAGUCAUCUUACGGACAAAACAACUGUGAUGCCUGCAAACACAGUAAAUCAACUGUCAGCUAUGGUAGUCAGUCUAGACUUGACUGUCAAGAGUUUGAUAUUGUAUUCCCAAUGAGUGCACGUGGUUCAAUAGCCUCGGCGACAUUGCCUCUCGCGGAAGUAAGACUGAUCUCUUCGUUUUCAUUGACGAUGUGGAUCAAAUGGGAAAGAGUUUCACGUAACGCAACGAUGACGAUUUCCUUCCUCGACGAAAGUGAAAAAGCAGUUUGGACAAUCGAAAAUCUGAAAACAAUUUCGAGCAAACAAAGAAAACUUGGUAGCAAUAAUAUGGACCUAUUAGACUCAAAAUGGCAUAUGAUAUUGAUCACAUACAACAACUGCAAUAUAUCUUACAAUAUGGAUAUGAUGGCAAUCGAAAUGCAACAUGUGGCAGGAGAAUGUAUUCCUCUUUAUUGGGCAGCCAUAAAAAUAAAGUCAGAAGCAGGCACAAUUUUUUCCUUGUCGCAACUGAAUGUUUGGAGCUCCCGACAGGUAUCACCACAAUCAAGGAAAUGUUUCUCACGUGAGAGUGGAGGAGAUAUUCUUGCCUGGAAACAGUUUGAGCGAGCUGAUCUAGAUGGAUCUUUCAUCGACUCGCCUUCUGUGUGUGAUGAUUUUAACAACUGUGUCUCAUCACCUUGUCUCAAUGGUAAUUGUACUGACGAGCUGAACGCCUUCACAUGUCAUUGCCAUGCGGGUUUUACCGGACAACAGUGCGAAGUCGACAUUGAUGAUUGUUCUGCAAACGUCUGUAUGAACAAUGCUUCUUGCAUGGAUGAAGUUACGUCUUAUUCAUGCGCAUGUUCUUCGGCAUUUACUGGCCGAUUCUGUGAGAUAGCAAUCGUCAAUGGUCAGUGGAGUGAAUGGAGCCAAUGGUCAGAAUGUUCCGCAACGUGCGGGGAGGGAACACGAUUUAGGACGCGACGGUGCAAUUCUCCUCAACCAGCAAAUGGCGGGGAUGAGUGUCGAGGUGCCGUCAAUGAAACAACUGGAUGCGACAAUAGUAAAUGCCCUGUAUGCCAGCCUCUAGGAGAAAUUGAGAACGGUACGAUCACAUGUGAUAACAUUUCCGACACAAUACGUUGUAAUAUUUCCUGCAAUGAGGAUCACGAUUUUGACUUUGUACCACUUGAAGAGUACGUAUGCGGCCCGGACACGUUUCAUAUGUGGAACUUUGAGAGUAGGUUUAAUCCCCAGCGGCGCCUGCCGAGCUGUGUAGCGGCUCGAGCCCCGGAGGCGUUAUCUGCUUCAUAUGCAGCUCGUUAUAAAGAUUUGUAUUGCUCGACCAAUGAAAUGACUUCCCUGGCACACAUGGGCAUUGAGCAUAAAAUAAAACGCGGUAUAAAAAACUUACCAUGUGUUCUGGGAAACCUCUGUUCAGUGUCGUAUACAAUAUCUAGCUGUAAUAUACAAACUCGUCGUAAGAGAGAGGCUUCGUCGAUUGGGUUCACCAUCAAGACAACGUUGAUACUCCAAAAAGGGGAGGCCAAUUCCUCUAUGAACACUCUACAGAACACACUUUUGGCAAUAUAUGAAUCAGCGAUAGAAGGGGUCUUCAAUGUGACGGUACUGGAUGACGUGUACCAAGUAGACCUGACCGGGAUGAGCUUGACUGGAGAUGUGCAAUGCAGUGGCAACGAUGUGGCCAGAAGUUUCUAUUGCAUCCCUUGCGGAAAAGGGGCAUACAAAAGCGGUGACCAAUGCAGCCAUUGCCCGGUUGGUCAAUACCAAGACGAAGUUGGUAAAGCCAGUUGUAUCUCAUGUCCAUACGGUUUUACGACGAUCGGCGAAGGCUCGACAUCUCCAUACGACUGCAAAGGUGACAAAACCAAUAACCGCAUACAAGAAGCGGCAUCCUACCUUGGCAUCAUCGCUGGUAGCUUGACGGCGACUAUCGUAGUAUUGGUAUCUCUACUUGUAUAUAGAAGGUACAGACAAUCUAUGAACAAAGUGUCAUCGAUAGCACAACUUCCAGAAAAAGACAACGGACCUUCGAACAUGAAGAUGAUAUGGAAAUCUGAAACGACCGUCAUGUAGAUAGUUUAAUAUGUAAUCGAAUUUAUUAAACAUUAAAACAAAUACCUGAAAUUAAAUUGACAGUGCAGUAUAAACAUACUGACAUGAUAUUGUGAAUAAUGUACAAAUAUAAUCAGUAAUCGGAGCUAAAAUCUUAUUAUUGCGACGCACUAAUCGGCUUAUGGUUGAUUAAAUCACGUUGUUUUAAUUAUCGUACUGAUAUAUAUAUGCCUACGGAUUAAUUAAUUGAUUAUUACUAGGUGUAAGCCAUGGUGUCAACAUAUGUACAUCGUUGUAUUUUGUUCAUAUUAUUUGAAACAUUCUCUUUCGUCUCCAGAUCAUUUAAUUAUUAAGUCGAAUUCUUAUACGGAUGCGAAUCAAAUUGUUCGUUUCCAAGUAAAUAUGAAAAUAGUUGUCAUUAUCCAAGUCUUCAGAGUAUACAGGCCAGUGGUAGCGCCAUUGUUUUAUUGUGCCAUUGAGACGUGUGCAUUAACUUAGUCAGUUUGGCAAGUUGUUACUUGCCGUAAUUAAAAGACCUUAAGCUAUUACAAAGUUUCCGUUCUUUGAAGGCAGUUGAAGUUUCACUUUAUUUAUAUUUUUAAUCGGUUUUUAUUUCAAAAUCGUAUGGAUUAAAAAUGCCAUACUUACAAGUGUGUUUCUAUCAUAACAUUUUAACAUACACGCAAAAUAAUUUAUUAUACACGAAACCCUGUCAUUUUAGGCUGUUAGUAAAUUUGUUUCAAAUUUUGUGAUACACCAUACAGCAUGCACUCUAAGUUUCAACAUUGUCUUAACUAAAUUGGCAUGUUCAGUAUUCGUUAACUGUUCUAUACUGUAUAACGUGAAACGUACUCUUGCACGAGUAUGUAUUGUUACUUAUUUGGAAGUCAUUUAAUAACCAAUCUUUAAUUGUCUUGUUAAUAACAUUUCGUUUUGUUGCAUAAUUAUAUCCAUGAUCUUUCUUAAAAAAUAAAAACAUACUUAUUUUGCUUAAUAAUAAAAGAACAUGUAUUGACAUUAUAAA